AUGGCAGCUAACCCUGAGAAUCUCAAAACCCCAUUGCUUGGACGCCCUAUUAGUAGUAAUGAUCAGUCAAAACCAGUACUUUUACGCGUGUUCGUGGCGUUGGCCUUGUACCUUGGUGUUGGAACAAUUUGCUUUGUAUUAGUUAGAAGUCAGCUUGAGGGAAAGAAAACAAAUGAUAUAGUGGAUGCCCUGUAUUUUUGUGUUGUCACAAUGAGCACGGUUGGAUAUGGAGAUCUUGUCCCAGCCACCACUCUCGCGAAGCUACUUUCGUGCUUGUUUGUCUUCACUGGGGAAGCCAUGGUCGUUUUGGUUCUUAGCAACGCGGUUGACAACAUUGUUGAAAAGAAUGAAAAUCUUGUGGCAAGAGUUUUUCAUCUCCGCGACAAGGUCACCCCUGCUGAGUUACUUAAAGAGGUAAAAACUAACAAGACUAAAUACAAGUUUUUGAUGGUGUUGUUCUUUCUAGUGUUGCUUAUGAGUUCCGGAACGUUGUUCUUGAAAUUUCAUGAAGGUAUGAGUACAAUAGAUGCCUUCUAUUGUGUUUGUGCUACAAUUACUACACUUGGUUAUGGAGAUGAGAGUUUUGUUACAGCAAAGGGUCGGAUGUUUGGUGUGUUUUGGAUAUUGAGCAGCACCAUUUGUUUAGCUCAGUUCUUUUAUUGCUUAACUGAACUUUAUUCAGAGAGGAGGCAAAGAUAUUUGUUGAAACGGGUUCUUGGUAGGAAGCUUACUUUUGCUGACAUUGAAGCAGCUGAUCUUGAUAAUGACAAUGUUGUCAGUGUUGCAGAGUUUAUUAUACUGAAGCUAAAAGAGAUGGAGAAGAUUACCAAUGAGGAUGUCACUCUUUUAAUGGACUGCUUCAAGAAUUUAGACGUCGAUAAAUCAGGAACACUGACAACAGCUGACAUUAUUAACACAGUCUAA
Molecule: messenger RNA, 924 nt
Organism: Beta vulgaris subsp. vulgaris (sugar beet)
Lineage: Eukaryota; Viridiplantae; Streptophyta; Magnoliopsida; Caryophyllales; Amaranthaceae
Product: two-pore potassium channel 1
Exons: 2
Coding region: 1-924 (307 amino acids)
Biological process (GO): potassium ion transmembrane transport; stabilization of membrane potential
Cellular component (GO): plant-type vacuole membrane
Molecular function (GO): calcium ion binding; potassium ion leak channel activity
Source: RefSeq, a predicted model, not a curated record